Messenger RNA from Cydia pomonella (codling moth), 669 nucleotides. It is a transcript of the gene mRpS14, whose product is annotated as small ribosomal subunit protein uS14m. Gene Ontology annotation, biological process: translation. The record is from RefSeq and is a predicted model, not a curated record. NCBI's taxonomy places the organism in Eukaryota, Metazoa, Arthropoda, Insecta, Lepidoptera, Tortricidae. The transcript has 3 exons. Gene Ontology annotation, cellular component: ribosome; mitochondrial small ribosomal subunit. The coding region runs from base 183 to 575 and encodes 130 amino acids. Gene Ontology annotation, molecular function: structural constituent of ribosome.
AAUGAUCUAUGGAAGGUAGAGUUAUUGCCUCUACCCAAAGAGCAUCCUCUACCUUCCAUAGUAUGAUCAAGGACCAAUUUGACAGGCAAAUUUGGUUAGGUUAUAGAGGUUAUCGAUACAUUUUACAAUAAACAGUUUACAAGGAAUUAAUUAAACCUUUCGUCGUAUUUUGUUCAAAAAAUAUGAAUUUAAACAUUUCUAGUCUUGCAAAUUUUGUCUGGAAAUCACAAGCAAUCGCUGGAUGUAAUUAUCAACAAGUCAGGAACAAAUGGGCAAAUUGGCUUAUGAUAAGAGAUGUAAAGCGGCGUCGCCUUAACGCUGAACACUACCUCGAGAGGACCAGAAUCAACGCUCUGAGGAAGAACGAUGUGCUGCCUGUGGAGAUAAGGGAGAUGGCAGACAAAGAAAUCAACAAGUUUGAGCUCAACUCCACUCCUUUAAGGAUUAACAACAGAUGUGUUAUUACAUCUAGACCACGUGGAAUCGUGAAGGAAUGGCGCAUGAGUCGUAUUGUAUGGAGACACCUUGCAGACUACAACAAGCUUUCUGGAGUACAGCGAGCCAUGUGGGGCUAAAUUAUACAUAGAUUGUUCUCUUCUUAUUCAUAGUGGUAGAAAUUUUUGUUAUUCGAAAUAUAAUUAAUCAGUUAUUUCUAACUCUGUUCUCAUA